Molecule: messenger RNA, 930 nt
Organism: Cucurbitaria berberidis CBS 394.84
Lineage: Eukaryota; Fungi; Ascomycota; Dothideomycetes; Pleosporales; Cucurbitariaceae
Exons: 3
Coding region: 1-930 (309 amino acids)
Cellular component (GO): membrane
Source: RefSeq, a predicted model, not a curated record
AUGCGGAUACCACAGUCCUAUAUUCAGAAAUGCAAGGCCACGGCACAUGGUUUCCAGGCUAUACUCGUUUUCAUAGCAGCAUGUCUCACGAUUGCCGUCAUGAUCAAGGACGGGUCAACAGGAGGACCGACUAAGUUUUAUCUUGCUAUGUGCUUCGUAUCCAUUCCCGCGAUAAUCUACCUAGUAAUGGUGCCGAUGUGGUCUCGCGCGCAGCGCUUCGGAAACGCAUAUGCCUUUCUUGCAGUCGAUGCGCUGUAUACAAUGCUCUGGUUUGCAGCCUUUGUAGCAGUUGCCGUGUGGAACAGCCAUGGCAUCAAGGAGGGUGCGAAAGAGAAGAAGGUAUCCGAUAACGAGCGAAACUGCACCACAUUCAAGUAUGGGAGUGAGAGCAAGUGCAAAGUUAGUAAAGCGGCUGUAGGAAUUGGCAGUCUGUUAUUCCUAUUCUUCGCCAUUACAACGGCAGUAAGCUCCUACUACCUCCUAAAGUUCCUCCGCGAAGGCGUCCUCCCCUACGAAUCUUCUGCGCCAAACCCACACCACAUCUCCGGUGAAACAUCAAAAGAUAACGCAUGGUCCGCCGAGAUCGAACCUGGGCACCGCGAUUCUAUAGACUCCGUAGACCGACUCACGGAACACGGCGGCAACCAACAAGAAGACGAGUACGCACUGUUGAACUCGACGGAAACGGAUGAGGGCAGACAUCCAGGUAGACCACUCAGUUGGGGGGAGGACAGAACGGGAUAUGGAAGACCUAUGCCGUCAUACGCAGAUUAUAGAGAUGGGCCGCGGCCUGGGGCGGGCGACGCCUUAAGUCCAGGCGGAUAUGAAGAGUAUAGGCAAGCAGCUGGCUCUCCUGGAGUCGGCGGAGAAAAUAAGCAGACGAGCCAAUCGGGAAGUGGGUAUAGUUUCAGCGGUGGGGGAGUGAGAUGA